Messenger RNA from Myxocyprinus asiaticus (Chinese sucker), 1019 nucleotides. RefSeq lists its product as uncharacterized. The transcript has 6 exons. The record is from RefSeq and is a predicted model, not a curated record. Gene Ontology annotation, biological process: protein modification process; protein transport; endosome to lysosome transport. Bases 107 to 664 code for a protein of 185 amino acids. Gene Ontology annotation, molecular function: ubiquitin binding. Gene Ontology annotation, cellular component: ESCRT I complex. NCBI's taxonomy places the organism in Eukaryota, Metazoa, Chordata, Actinopteri, Cypriniformes, Catostomidae.
UUCUUGGGUUUCAUAUAGUUCAUGAUACGACAAAACACCAUUAGCAUACCAUAUUCAAAAGCGGAUUAAAAGUUUUUCCGUGUCAAUUGGAGUUUAAUUAGCAGUCAUGACAAUUACAACUGUUCGGGAUCUAAAGAGAAUUCUACCCAAGACGUAUAAUCACAGAAGAGAGGUGCUGUCUGAGAUCUCAACAGUUUUGUCUCAGCACCAAUACCUUGAGGCGGUGAUGGACAGAUUUGUCUUUAAUGAUGGCAAAGUGAAGAACUUGAUAAGUUUGACUGGAACUAUUAUGGUGUUAUAUGAAGGGAACCGUUACAACAUUCCAGUGUGUUUGUGGCUGGAGGAAAGUUAUCCACACACUGCACCCACCUGCUAUGUGAAACCAUCCCGCGAAAUGAAGAUUGUGACCAGUAGACAUGUCAACAGCAAUGGAGAGAUCCGCUUGCCUUACCUGGAUGAGUGGAGACAUACGCAGUGUGACCUGCACAGUUUGAUUCAGGUUAUGAUGACUGUGUUUAGUGAGGUCCCUCCUCUUUGCAUGUGUCUUGACCCAGAAGACUCAAGUCCAGUGCACCCACAAAUAGAGUCAAUGGAGGAAUUCUCACAUGUGACUCUAGAUGAGGAUCAUCUUCUGUUCCUCAAAGGCAAUGAAACCAACUGUUAGCAUGCAAAUUGUUUUUGUUAAUGUAGAUAGUGUUUUUGCAGCAUCUGUAACCUGUAUUAUAGAAUUGACUGUUAUCUAAAAAUAAUAAAAUAAAUAAAUAAGUAAAAACUAUAAAUAGUUAGAAUAGAUGCUUGCAUAAAACUGAAAGCUUUUGUAAAACAAAGCAAAAACAAAGGUUAAAUUUGAGUGACAUGUAAGUAAUGAAAUGAUUUGUACAUUUAAGGAUUUGUCUGUUUUAUAUGUCACAUUACUUUGAUUCUGGGUCACUUUAAAUAUUAUGAUGUGGUUCUCUCCUAAUGAUUACUGCUGUUGUGAAUGUUUUUCAAUGUACACAAAAAACAAAAAAUAAAGUUGA